This is a messenger RNA of Racocetra fulgida, 1443 nucleotides long. NCBI's taxonomy places the organism in Eukaryota, Fungi, Glomeromycota, Glomeromycetes, Diversisporales, Gigasporaceae. The record is from the annotation of a GenBank genome assembly.
AUGUCACUUAAACAGCUUUUUACUAAAGAAGGGAAAAAGAGUGAAAAUAAAAAUAAUAAAUAUGAAGAGAAAAUUAAUGACUUCGUUGUUAGCAAUUCAAAAAAAAAUUGUCCCAGAAAAUUAGAUUCUUCACAAUCAUCACCUUUACUAUUUGUAAAAGCACUUAUCAAGCAUAUAAAUGUUAUGAUGAUUUGUCGUACUAUAUGGAUUUCUUUAAUGUCGUGUACAUUUAUAAUUUUAUCUAUAGUUGUUGUUUUUCUAAUGAUUUAUAGUACUGAGAGUACUGACUUAUAUUUAUACCAUGACUUAACAAUUAUUCUUAUUGCCUUUUCUGUUUUUUGUCUAUUGGAGGUCAUGGCUGUCUCUCUUUGUAUUACAUAUUACAUUCCUCAGUUGGAUGAAGUGGAUGAAGUGGAUAAAGUGGAUGAAACUAAAGAAGCGGACGCAAAUAAAUUGAAACAAUCAAAAUCAGGUGAUAAAAAAAAAUCAAAUAAAAAAUCAAAAUUAGAACGUAAAAGCACACAAAAUAAAGAUAUGCAUAUUUUAGUUAAUGAAAUGUUUAAAUCUACAUCUGGUUUUCUAAAGAAAUAUUACAGUUAUUAUAAUGGGGAAGCCAAUGAAAAAAAUGAAUUCCUUUGUAUUACCGUUAUUUUGGUAACCACAAUACUAAUAGCAUGUGAGAUUACUAUAUUGCAAAGAAAACUGUUGACAGAAAAUUUUAUGGAAAAGGAGAAUCCGUCAAAAGAUAAUGAUCAAAUCUUGAAACGUUAUCAAAAGAACAUAGUUAAUUUGUUAAGGACUAUAAAUUCUUAUAUGAACACUAUUACUGAUGAUGCUGGCAGUAUUAUAAAAUUCAAACCUUCUUAUGCUAUUGCUGGUGAUGCUGAUAGUAUCAGAUUUUUUAAAUAUUAUCGACCAAUAUAUUCUCCUGACCAUAAAAAAUUAAAUUCACCAUUUUUAAAUUUGAAAGAGAUUUUUAAUACUAUAUCUACUGAAAAAGCACAUGGUUCGGAUGAUUCAUAUAACAUUGAUUUGAUUGGAUUGUACCAUGAUAUAGUAUACAAAAUUGUCACAAAUCUAACUAUUGAAGAUGAUCAAUCUGAACUAACUAUUGAAGAUGAUCAAUCUGAACCAUCUAUUGAAGAUAAUAAAUCAGAAACCCCUUUAAUUGAGAGAACAUUGCUGAAUGAUUUAAUUUAUGAAAUGGAUAAGAAAAUUACUGAGUAUUCUAAGUCAGCCAUUGAAAAAAAUAAAGUAGAAGAUAUUGAUCUAGACAAUUUAGAGAAAAAAAUAGGGUCAGUUCUAUUAGGAAUCAUAGACAUGAUUACGGAAAUCAGGACUCAUAAAGGAUUUCAAGAUAAUGAUAAUUUACAAAAGUAUAUUGAUGAUUUAAGAACUCAGUCUUCUCUUAAUUGGUUUGAUAUCAUGGAAAAAAGAAGAUAA